AUGGGAGAGACCAUUACCACCAAGGUUGCCGAUAAUGCUGUGGCUACUGCUGGCUUUGCCAGUGAUGCUUCUGGCUGUACCAGAGGUCACCCCAACAGGAUCCAGAAUGUCUCAGUGACCAGAGGCCAGGGUUGGGUCAUGGUGGAACGUGAGCAUCUCACUAUCUCUGACCACUACCUUGUAUGGCUGAGUCCAAAGGACAACAUUUCCCAGCCUGGAGACCCAGAGCCUCUCAGACUGUGCCUAGAUGACAUAGUGAAACCCGAGCCACCAAUGCUAUUCUCUGUAGAUUUCUCUGAUGACCCCACGGUAGUCACUGUGACCUGGGGUACCCCUGCCUGGCCCCCCCAUGAGAGCUUUGAAUGUCAGUUCCGCUUUCGGGACAUCUUGUCUUUAGCAUGGCAACAGGUGGAGCUUAGAGAUUUAACCUCAUCCUUUCUGGAGCUUCGGGGUUUAGAGCCAGCCACAGGUUAUGAAAUGUCCUCCCGCUGCCAGUUGCAGAACAAUGUGGGCUUUUGGAGUGACUGGAGCUCCACCCUGAAAUUUCAGACCCUUCCAGUUGCCCCAACCAGCCCGGUGGACAUGUGGGUACUUGGGUCACCCUGUAGCAGCUCACGCCCCCAAGAAGAGUCCUAUGUUCUGCUAUGGAAGGACCUUAUGCCUGGGUCAGGGCUGAACUAUACGGUGGUGUUCCAGGGACCAGGUAGAGAUCGGCACCCUAAGGUUAUCCCCUGUUGCAAUGCCAUCCUUCCCAAUGGCACAGAGCGGAAUGAGGUCCGACUCCUUUACUGUGUUGGCACCUGGGGUACAGGGCUUUCCCGAUUAUACUUGUCUCCAGGUUCUGCUCCUAAGAGUGUCCAAGUAAACAGCAUGGGAAAUCAGGGAAUAUUGGUCAAAUGGGUACCAGAGCCACAGGAAUACCAGGAGUUUGUGGUGGAGUGGACCCAAGAAGACAUGUCUCUCCAGGAGCUGAACUGGACGCGUCUGCCAAGUGGAAGUCAGAGCGCUCUGUUGAGAGGUGAAAGGAUGAAUAGAAGAUGUGAGGGGAGAGGGGGAGGGAAGCAGGCAUGGCUUGGGGAAAAGAGAGGGCUGGAGUGGGUUUUUUCUGCAGCUUUUAUGGACUCAUGCCUCCUCCCUCUUUUCCAAGGAAACUUUGAGAAAGGAGUUCCAUACUGUGUGACUGUGAGUGGUGUUUCCCCAAAGGGCCUGGCAUUUGCCCCUCCGGUCUGGGCCUAUAGUCAGGAGAUAGAACCCCUAGAAGGGCCAGCUCUGUGGCAGCUUCCAGAUGCUGCCAGUGGGGCACUGAUGGUGGCAUGGGCAGAGCUCCCUAGAGGACAACGUGGGGGGCACUUAACACACUACACCCUGCACGUGCAGCGAGACUCAGGGUCCCUCACCCUUCGGAAUGUGAGUGCAGAUAUCCUAAAUGUGACCCUAUGGGACCUGCCUGAAGGACACUAUAAAAUGUGGAUGACAGCAUCCACCAUUGCUGGCCCUGGCCAGCCUGGCCCAAGUCUCCAGCUCUACCUCCCAGAGAGGUAUUCAGAAAGGUGGAAAGUGCUGCUGGUUGUCCUGCUGUUCUGUGGCUUGUUAUUGCUGGGCUGUUGCCUGGGCUUGGCGUUCUCCAAGUGCUGCCUCCAACUCUGUCACAAGCUUCUGCCUCAUUGGGUCUCUGAGAGAAUCCCAGAUCCCUCCAAUAGCAAGAGCAUGCAGCCUUGGGGAGAGGAGCUUCCUCAGGCUCCACCUCCCAAGGAUGCCCUUUUUGUAGAAGUGGAAGAGGUGCAGAUUACGAUGUCCCCAGCCCCCCAGACUCCAGAGACUCCCAUCCCACUUGACUCUGGGUAUGAGAAACACUUCCUGCCUACACCUGAAGAACUGGGCCUUCUGACUCUGCCCAGACCACAGACGUCCACCUGA
Gracilinanus agilis (Agile Gracile Mouse Opossum) is the source of this 1917-nucleotide messenger RNA. RefSeq names its product interleukin 27 receptor subunit alpha (gene IL27RA). Gene Ontology annotation, molecular function: interleukin-23 binding; interleukin-12 receptor binding; cytokine receptor activity. Lineage: Eukaryota; Metazoa; Chordata; Mammalia; Didelphimorphia; Didelphidae. The transcript is spliced from 14 exons. The coding region runs from base 1 to 1917 and encodes 638 amino acids. Gene Ontology annotation, biological process: positive regulation of activated T cell proliferation; cytokine-mediated signaling pathway. The record is from RefSeq and is a predicted model, not a curated record. Gene Ontology annotation, cellular component: interleukin-12 receptor complex; interleukin-23 receptor complex; external side of plasma membrane.